UUCGCGUUAGCCAAGCGCAUCGAGUCUCUCUCUCCAAACCUCUUUCAAUUCUCUCUCUCUUUCUCUCUCUCUUUCUUUCUCUCUCUCUCUAUCCUCCGUUUCUCUCUCAUCGUCGCGCCUUGUUCGCACAAAAUCUCUGGAUUUCUCUUCUAUUUCCAGCGAUCGAUCUUAAUUACUAGAAGAACCCUUCCUUUUUCCCUUUCCUUCGCCGAUUAUUCCGAUUAAAGAGAAAUUAUUCGCCACCUAAGCCCUAAAAACGAAAAAGAGAAACACCACACUUGCCGUCUCUCUUUCUCUCCAUCGGUUAGUUUUUUCUUUCCUUUGUUGGAUUGGAUUGUACAGUGUUAGGAGGAAGAGGGAAAGAUCUGAGGGGCUUGAUCUAGGGUUUUUCGAUUUUGUCGUUGGUUUCUCUUUAGCACUCCAUGCCGAUUGUUCGAAUCUAGGGUUUUCAUUUUGUGCUGGUGUAGGGGAAAUUCGACCUCGAAUUGAUGUUUCUUUUCAGGGAGAAUUGUGGGAUCGAUGAAGAUGGAGGAAUAUUAUGCAUGGGUCCGGUUCUGAGGAGUGGAAACACAGCCGGCACAUGUGGCCCAACGCCACUGCUGUAGCCCCCGAUUCUUCACCGUCUCAAUUUAUAUGCAAAGAUGGACGCAAGAUUUAUGUUGGUGAUUGUGCACUUUUCAAGCCACCCCGGCAUUCCCCACCUUUUAUUGGAAUAAUUCGCAAGUUAAUAUUUAAUAAAGAAGAAAGUCCAACUUUAGAAGUUAAUUGGCUUUACCGACAUGCUGAUGUGAAGCUUACCAAGGGCGUAUUGGAAGCUGCCCCAAACGAAGUCUUCUACUCAUAUCACAAGAAUGAAAUAUCUGCUUCAUCAUUACUCCAUCCGUGUAAAGUCGCGUUCCUUCGUAAAGGUGUUGAACUUCCUUCAGGGAUAUCUGCGUUUGUCUGCAGGCGAGUGUAUGACACUGAGAACAACUGUAUAUGGUGGCUAACCGAUAAGGAAUACAUUAAUGCUGUUCCGGAAGAAGUUGACCGGUUAUUAGACAAGACAAAACUAGAAAUGCAUGGGGCAGCGCAGUCGGGAGGCCGUUCUCCAAAACCUUUGAAUGGUCCGACAUCAACACAAUCUUUGAAAUCUGGUUCUGAUAGUGUUCAAAAUAGUUCUUCCUUUGGUACACAGGUUAAAGGAAAAAAGAGAGAAAGGGGUGAUCAGGGUUCUGAUUUAUCUAAACGAGAGCGACUAUUUAAAGCAGAAGAUGGGGAUUUUGGCCCAGUUAGAUCUGAGAGCAUGUUGAGGAGUGAGAUCAGUAAAAUUACUGACAAAGGUGGGCUUGUAGACUUUGAAGGAGUUGAAAGACUUGUACAACUCAUGCAACCUGAUGGUGCUGAUAAAAAAAUAGAUUUGGGUGGAAGAAUAAUCCUUGUUAAUGCAAUAGCAGCAACCGAGCGUGAUGAUUGUCUUAGCUGGUUUGUACAGCUCAGGGGUUUACCUGUGCUGGAUGAAUGGCUCCAGGAGGUUCACAAGGGAAAAAAUGGUGAUAGUAAUACCCCUAAAGAAAGCGACAAAUCAGUUGAGGAAUUUUUGUUAGCCUUGCUUCGUGCAUUGGAUAGGCUUCCUGUGAACCUUCAUGCAUUGCAAACAUGCAAUGUUGGGAAGUCUGUUAAUCAUUUACGCACUCACAAAAAUUCUGAAAUUCAGAGGAAAGCUAGGAGUUUAGUAGAUACAUGGAAGAAACGUGUUGAGGCUGAAAUGAAUAUGACCGAUUCGAAAUCUGGUUCUACACGUCCUGUGUCUUGGCAAGCAAAACCGGCAGCUUCUGAGAUCUCUCAUGUUGGAAAUAAGAAAACUGGAGGAUCUGAGAAUGCUACAAAGGGAUCUGCAAUUCAAUCAUCAGUAUCCAAAAAUUCAUUGGCUAAGCAUGGUUCUGGGGAAGCAUUGUCCAAGUCUUCUUCAGCUCCUAGCUCAAUUAAAUUGAUGACUACCUCAAUGGGCUGUACCCCUAAAGAUCAGAAUGUGAAGGCAUUAGGUGGUGCCCCAGCAUCAGAUCAACCUCUGACACCUAUCAAGGAGGAAAGGAGCAGCAGUUCUAGUCAGUCCCAAAACAACAGCUUAUCUUGUUCUAGUGAACAUGCAAAAACAAUUGGGUCUUGUAGGGAAGAUUCUAGGAGCUCCACUGCUGUGUCAAUGAGUGCAAGCAAAAUACCUGGUGGUACAUCUCGAACUCGGAAGUCAAGCAAUGGAGUACAUGGGGCUGGUGUUGCACUUGCUCAGAAGGAGCCCACCUCGGUAAAAGGCUCUACUAGAAACUCACCUUCUGAAAAAGUUUCACCAACUCGAGUUUCCCACGAAAAAUCUUUUGAUCCGCCACUUACCGAUCAAGGGAAUAAUCAACGCCUUAUUCUCAGACUGCCAAAUACUGCCCGUAGUCCUUCAAGGGGAGCAAGCGGUGCUGCUUCUGAAGAACCUGCUAUUCCUUGUGGCAUAGCUUCGCCUCCUGCCGACAAGAAUGAGUCUCGGGAUAGAAGAGUUAAAGGUAAAAAUGAUGGUUUGCAUACCAUUGUUUCAUCAAAUGUGAUAACUGAUGCCUGUGCUUCUAAUGAAGGUUCAACUGGCUGUGAGCAUGGUAAGGGCUCUCCGAUAGCUGAUGAGCAGGGAAGGAUUAAUGAAGAUGGUGAUCAGGUACCAGAAACAUCGAAACAGAGUAAUCUGUCAUCAGGAUUUAUUUCCAGAUCAGGGCAGACAUAUGCUGCUUCUUUAAGCCCUAUGAAUGCAUUAGUUGAAAGUUGUGUCAAAUUCUCCGAAGCUAGUGCCUCUGUCUCUGCUGGUGAUGAUGGGAUGAACUUACUUGCUACCGUAGCUGCAGGCGAGAUAUCCACAUCUGGAAAUGUCUCUCCUCUGGCUUCACCUGAGAGGAAGUCUCCUGUGGUAGAUGAAUCCAGCUCUGGCAAUGUUUCCAAGUUAAAGCAUCCGGGUGAAAUAGCUGCUCACACUGUUACACAAUCUGAUAGAAGGGCAUCAGCAGAGCCUCUGUUGAAUGCUGUCGAUCCAGUGCAAUUUAAAAAUGAUUCAAGGCACCCUGUGACCACAAUAUCACGUGGUUCUGCUGGAGAAGAAGCAAAUUCAACCAGUUGUAAAGAGAAAACUGGUGAUAACGGGCCCCAAAUGAAUGUCUCUACUGCAGAUUUGUCACAAAAUGCUGAAUCUCCUCGCAUACGGCCAGAAAUUGCUGAGAGUGCUUCUGAAACUGUACCACCAGCUAAAAAGGAGACUCGGGAAGAGCCUGGAGGAGAGAACCAUUUUCAUGUGCAGAGGGAUUUUGGAAGUCAGUGGGUUAAACCCAGCAGUUCAGACUCUAAAAAGGAGAUGGUUGAUCACUUGGAUGAGGCAGUCGUGAAGAAUGAUGAAAUGCUAGUUUCCAAAGAGACCAUUGCAGGUGUAAAGAUUGAAAAGGAGUUAGGUGAAAAAUUACUCGAGUUAUCUUCAGAUGUAGGUAAGGAUAACAAGAUCAGUACAGAGGUUACUGGCGUAUCAGUGCAAAAAUCAUCUGUUGCAGAAAGCAGUGAGUCUGUAGAGUUUAAAAAGGUGGAUGUGACGCCGCCUUCUGCUUCUGGUAAUUCUUUGAUGGCAUCCAGGGAUGAAAAUGCAAAUGAGAUGAAGCUGGCUGCCACCAAUCCUGAUGAAAAACCGAUGGAUCUAGAAUCAACAGUUCCUGCUGAUGUUAGCGGGUGUGACAAAGAUAAUUCAGGUCUGAAGGAGAUUCUUGGUCAAUGUUCUGGAUCAUCAAAUCCCCCAGCGUUGUCCAAAGUUCCCGGGAAAGAAAAUGAAGUGUCUAAAACUUCUGUGUGCAACUUAGAUGGAAAGGAAUCUGAUGUUGCAGGUGAGCAGCAUGCCCACAGUAUUCAUCCAUCCCUCACUGUUGCUGGGUCUGAUGCAGGUGUAAUAUUAGACUUCGAUCUAAAUGAGGGCUUUGCUGUUGAUGAUGCUAGCCAUGGGGAGAUUGUUCGGCAGGAAGAACACACCACAUCAUCUGCGGUCCAUAAUCCUUGUGCAUUGCCUUUUCCCAUUUCAUCCAUCUCUGGGGGAUUCCAUACAACAAUUACAGUGGCAUCUGCUGUCAAGGGGCGAGUUGUUCUACCAGAAAACCCAUUGCGCAGUAAGGGUGAACUUGGAUGGAAAGGCUCUGCUGCAACAAGUGCCUUCCGGCCAGCUGAACCUAGGAAAAAUUCAGAGACACCGUCAACUACUGGAGAUAUUCCUUCUGUUGAUUCCACAUCUUCAAAACAAGGCCGUGCUCCUCUAGAUUUUGAUUUGAAUGUUGCUGAUGAAAGAAGUUUUGAGGAUGUAGGUUCCCAUGGUUCUUCAGAAUCUGGGCCACCUGAUCGCAGCACGAUGGGACUUGAUCUUGAUUUGAACAGAGUUGAUGAGACUCCCGAUGCUGUUUCUUACUCUAUGAGUAAACUGGAUGCUCCUACGUUGCCAAGUAAGCCUUCACUGUCUGGUAGGUUAUCUAAUGGUGGAAGUGUGUCAAGAGACUUCGAUUUGAAUAAUGGACCAGGCCUUGAUGAAGUUGGCACAGAGGUCCCAACUCGAAUUCAGCAGAUGAAAAAUAGUGCACCGAUUCCAUCUGCCAUCCAUGGUACAAGAGCCAACAAUGCUGAAUAUGGGAAUUAUUCAUCAUGGUUUCCCCCAGGAAAUUCUUAUUCUGCAAUUACUGUCCCUCCACUUCUUCCUGGUAGAGGUGAACAGAGUUAUGUUGCAGCUGCUGGAGCACAGCGGAUAAUGGGUCCCACUGGUAGUGCAGCGUUUGGUCCUGAACUCUACCGGGGGCCAGUGCUUUCAUCUGCUCCUGCUGUUGCUUACCAACCUACUGCAGCACCCUUUCCAUAUCCAGGAGGAUUUCCAUUUGAAACUAGUUUUCCAUUAUCUUCAAACUCCUUUUCUGUUGGUUCAGCAACAUUUAUUGAUUCAUCAACAGUUGGUGGACUUUGCUUUCCUACUAUGCCGUCGCAGCCAGUUGCACCUGGUGGUGUUGUCUCCUCAACAUAUCCGCGUCCAUAUGUCAUGAGUCUUCCUGGGGGUACAAGUAAUGUGAUUCCUGACACCCGAAAAUGGGGAAGUCAAAGUCUGGAUCUUAAUUCAGGCCCCGGUGGUACAGAUACAGACAGGAGAGAGGAACAUAUGAAGAUGUUUCAGGUGGCAGGUGUCUUGAAGAGAAAAGAACCUGAUGGUGGUUGGGAUGGAGCUGAUAGAUUCAGCUACAAACAGCCCUCAUGGCAGUAGGAUCAUGGCUCUUCAAAACUAAUAUAGAAGUGGAGCUUUUUGUGGAAAGUGCUGGAAAUAUUGAUGAUAAUGUUUGCAUGCCGAGUGUCAACUGUGUUGGGCCAUGAAGAAUGAGCAGAGAUGGUACCCUUGCUGCUGACACACUUGCCCGUCGUUAAAUGACUCUUAAAAGCAAUCAGUGCCUCUGAUGGCUGAUGCAGUUUGUCUUGUAUGAUUCUGCAUACAACAAGCCGUUCCCUUUCAGAUAAGAUGAAAGGAGGUUCGAUGUAUCAACUGGCCUGGGUUUUAGGCCAGUUUCAGAUCAUUUGUUUCCCAUCCUUUGCUUUCAACUUUGUUAAACACAUGGAAUGCGACAGCUGCUGUUUUGGAAAAACAAGGGGAGGAACCUGAGCUACACUGUUAUAGACCCCUUAGGCCCAUAGCAAAGGAAACUCUUAAAGGCUGUUCAAGAAAAUGAGGAAGUUCUCGGGAAAGGCUACAACCUUGUAUUGGUGGUUCAAAAGGAGGAUAAAUUCACAGCAGGGUGGAUAGGCAAUCUGGCGAAUGCUGCCUAGAAGAUUGUACAGCCUUGAAAGCGGCGAUAUGGGGGGAUCUUGAAAGGGCUGGAGUUAGUGAGGGAUGACUCGCAGGCUUCCUUCAAGGUCAUCAACAACAAUCACUCUGGGAGUGCUAGCAACAAAAGAAUUGGGGAGCUGUUCUUUGUUCAUCCGCUGUGCUCGCAAAGGAUGUGAGUUGGAUCAAGGAUUCCAUUUUUGAGAUGAUCCCCCCCAAAUGUAUCUUGUCUGUGGAUACAUGGGUUGCCUUGCCCCGCAGAGUAGUUGUGGUGUAGUUUCUGUCUGGGCUUCGGCCUUCUUGUAAACCAAAGAAAAAUAGGAUGCUCUACACUUUCUGCUUAUUGAUGAUAAUAUAGUUACAGGUUAGCAAUCAUGGCCAACGUGUCACCUCUCUCUUUCUCAAUGUUUUGUAGUGUGAUUCGAGUUCUUGUUAGUGGCUUAUUAACAAAAUCUUGUUGGCUAAACUCGUCCUUCUCAUGGCUCAUUUGAUUUAUUUUUAACAUUAAUUUGAUCAGAUAUCCUUGCAUUAAUGGUGCAAGUGCUUUG
Arachis stenosperma is the source of this 6378-nucleotide messenger RNA. RefSeq lists its product as uncharacterized. The transcript has 4 exons. Gene Ontology annotation, molecular function: chromatin binding. Gene Ontology annotation, cellular component: nucleus. The coding region runs from base 539 to 5278 and encodes 1579 amino acids. The record is from RefSeq and is a predicted model, not a curated record. NCBI's taxonomy places the organism in Eukaryota, Viridiplantae, Streptophyta, Magnoliopsida, Fabales, Fabaceae.